This is a messenger RNA of Talpa occidentalis (Iberian mole), 973 nucleotides long. RefSeq names its product keratin 222 (gene KRT222). NCBI's taxonomy places the organism in Eukaryota, Metazoa, Chordata, Mammalia, Eulipotyphla, Talpidae. Bases 31 to 918 code for a protein of 295 amino acids. Gene Ontology annotation, molecular function: structural molecule activity. The record is from RefSeq and is a predicted model, not a curated record. The transcript is spliced from 6 exons.
CAGUUAGCCAAGGUGGAGGAUGGGAAAAGAAUGGAGCUGUCCCAGCUACUCAAUGAGAUCAGGGCAAACUAUGAAAAGCUCCUCACCAGAAAUCAGAUAGAGACCGUGCUCUCAACAAGGAUCCAGCUGGAAGAAGAUAUAAGCAAAAAAAUGGACAAGGAUGAAGAGGCUUUAAAGGCAGCUCAGGCAGAACUCAAAGAGGCCCGACGCCAGUGGCACCACCUGCAAGUGGAAAUUGAAUCUCUCCAUGCUGUGGAAAGGGGCCUUGAAAACUCCCUCCAGGCCAGUGAGCAACAUUACCAGACUCAACUGCAAGACCUAGAGGCAGUGAUUGAAGGAUUAGAAAAGGAGCUACAGGAAGUAAGACAAGGCAUCGAAAAACAGCUUCAAGAACAUGAGAUGCUGCUCAACACGAAGAUGAGGCUAGAACAAGAAAUAGAGACUUAUCGCCGCCUCCUAGAAAAGGAGGAGAUCAGAUAUUAUGGCUGUAUCCAAGGUGCAAAAAAAGAAAGAAAAGCUACCACGAGUAGGGUUGGCUUUGUUUUACCUUCAGCCAUUAUAAAUGAAAUAUCUUUCUCAACAAAAGUUCCACAAAAGUUUGAUAAUGAAAAAGUGGAGACAGUGACCAAACAGGCGAUAUUAAAUGGAAAUAUCGUGAAGGAGAGCACGGAAGCACACGGCACUAUUCAGACAGAAAAAGUGGAUGAAGUUAUUAAAGAAUGGGAAGGUUCCUUCUUUAAAGAUAACCCUCGAUUAAGGAAAAAAUCUGUUUCUCUUCGUUUUGAUCUUCAUUUAGCUGCCACUGAUGAAGGGUGUUUACAGACUAAGCAAGAUAAUCUACCAGAUAUAGAAGUCAGGCUUAUCAUGAGAAGGUCAUGCAGUAUCCCCUCCAUUAAACAUCCAUCAGCAGCAAAUUAAUCUAAGGCAGUAUUUGAUUUGAUUUAAAAAUGACACUAGGAUGGACCAAGGUGUC